GUAGUAGUAGAUGCCCCCCAGGGCGGGGAGGCCGGUGUAUCCUCCCGCCGAGCCACAGGACACGGAGCUGCAGACCAGGAUCAGGGCGGCGAGCAGGACCUCCACCAUCUGGCAGCAGGCUGUAGGGGAGGCUGAGCUCUCAGGAUGGACUCGUACCUGAUCCAAGUGAAUGGCCAUGGAGAUCAUGCCCCGAAGCUAGAUGUUCAUCUCAAGAACACUGGGAAACAUCAUAUCACCAGGAAGGUGAAGGGUCGGAAGCCAAGAUGGGCUGUCAGGGCUUCUGAAAUGUCAAAGAAGACUUUCAAUCCUGUCCGAGCCAUCGUAGACAGCAUGAAGGUGGAACCCAACCCAAAGAAAGCCAUGAUCUCCUUGUCCUUAGGAGACCCGACGGUCUUUGGAAACCUUCCCACAAAUGAUGAGGUCACACGGGCUGUGAAGGAGGUUUUGGACUCCGGGCAGUACAAUGGUUAUGCUCCAUCUGUUGGCUACCAGUCCUGCCGGGAAGCCGUGGCUGCAUACUACAACUGCCCAGAGGCACCACUGAAGGCCCAGGAUGUAAUCUUAACAAGUGGCUGCAGCCAGGCCAUAGAGCUUGCCUUGGCAGUGCUGGCCAACCCAGGCCAGAACAUCCUGGUGCCACGGCCUGGCUUCUCUCUCUACAAGACUCUGGCAUUGUCUAUGGGGAUAGAGGUCAAACUCUAUAACCUCUUGCCAGAGAAGGCCUGGGAAAUUGAUUUGGAGCACUUGGAGUCUUUGGUGGACGAGAAAACAGCUUGCCUCAUUGUGAACAACCCAUCGAACCCCUGUGGCUCUGUGUUCAGCAAGAGGCACCUCCAGGAGAUCCUGGCAGUGGCAUCAAGACAGUGUGUGCCCAUCCUGGCUGAUGAGAUCUACGGAGACAUGGUAUUUGCUGACUGCAAGUAUGAGCCCAUUGCAACCCUCAGCAGCAGUGUACCAAUCUUGUCCUGUGGUGGCUUGGCAAAGCGAUGGCUAGUCCCUGGCUGGCGGAUGGGCUGGAUCCUAAUUCAUGACAGGAGAGACAUCUUUGGUAAUGAGAUCAGGGAUGGCCUUGUAAGACUGAGUCAAAGGAUCCUAGGACCCUGUACAAUUGUCCAAGGAGCACUGGAGCGUAUCUUGCACCGAACACCACCUGAGUUCUACCACAACACUCUAAGCAUCCUCAAGUCUAAUGCUGACCUUUGUUAUGCUGCCUUAGCAGCUAUCCCUGGCCUUCAGCCUGUCAGGCCUGCUGGAGCCAUGUACCUGAUGGUUGAGAUUGAGAUGGAGCAUUUCCCGGAGUUUGAAAACGAUGUGGAGUUCACUGAGCGACUCAUCUCGGAGCAGUCUGUGUUCUGCUUGCCAGCCACGUGCUUUGAGUACCCGAACUUCUUCCGCGUAGUGAUCACCGUGCCGGAGGAGAUGAUCUUGGAAGCCUGUGGUCGCAUUCAGGAGUUCUGUGAGAUGCACUACCAGGGUGCUGAGGGGGCCCAGGAUCUGGAAUGUGACAAGUAGCUACGGCUGACCCCCUGCCCCUGUCAGGCUAGACCUUGUAUGAGGCGGCAGCCGGGCAGGCAAAGCUGCUUCCAGUCAGCCCCACCUCUCCCUGCCUGUAAGCAGCCACUGUCCUGCUGCUUCACUUUUUGUGCUCCACAGACUCCUCAGCAUUACGGAAAGAAGACAUUUCUCUCUCCUCCCCACUAGAGCUUGUACAUCCUCUUGCUUCCAGUCCCCCGUGUCUCUGUAGACUCAGCAUCUGUGCCCUGUCUUGAUCUGUGCACCUGUGAACCAGCUGCAGGCAGGGGCAGAAGGCUCUUCCUGGGUUGGGCCCUGUGGCAAAGGCCCUGUUGGCCUGUGGCUCCUGUGCUGGCCACACUUCCCCUUGGAGAAAGGAGAAGGCUGCUGUCUUGGAGGAUAAGAGAAAAGUACCCACUUCUCACUUCCCUAUGUUACCUUAGGAGGCCAGAGCUCUUUAUAAUGAGCCCUUUGUGUGAUAAAGGGAGUAAGUUAUUGUAAUUUUUUAUUAAUAAAAAUUCUGAC
Hirundo rustica (Barn swallow) is the source of this 2037-nucleotide messenger RNA. It is a transcript of the gene TAT, whose product is annotated as tyrosine aminotransferase. The coding region runs from base 145 to 1512 and encodes 455 amino acids. Gene Ontology annotation, biological process: biosynthetic process; aromatic amino acid catabolic process. Lineage: Eukaryota; Metazoa; Chordata; Aves; Passeriformes; Hirundinidae. The record is from RefSeq and is a predicted model, not a curated record. Gene Ontology annotation, molecular function: L-tyrosine:2-oxoglutarate transaminase activity; pyridoxal phosphate binding. The transcript has 12 exons.